AUGGAUGUUCUCUUUCUUGGUUUACCCCGAACGGGGACACAGAGCAUGGCUGAGGCUCUUCCUCUACUUGGAUAUGGCAAGGUUUAUCAUAUGAAAGAUAACUUCAUACGAGGCGACCAUGCGUUUUGGGCCAGAGUCAUGGAUGCAAAGUAUGCUGGUCUAGGCGAACCCGUGACUCGCAAGGAUUUCGAUGCACUUUUUGAAGGAGAGUUUAAGGCCACGAGUGACUAUCCCGCAGCCAUGUUUCCCGAAGAGCUGAUCGCCGCAUACCCAUCUGCCAAGGUGAUUCUAUCGGUUCGUGAUGAAGACAGCUGGGUCAAGUCAAUGGAAGAUACAGUAUUGCAUAUGUGGAAUGCCAAAACAGAGGCUAGUCCACCUGAGACAGCCCCUGCCAAUGAUUCUGGGCCUGUGAAUCAUGGACCUCCUGCUCUUCAUGAGAUGGUUCGCAAGAUACAAACCUAUGCUUGGGGCGGUGAUUUUGAGACAAAUGGUCGCCAACUAUUUCAUGAACACAACGAGCGUGUCCGUCAGCUGAUGGAAAAUAGAAAAGAAGAUUUUCUGGAGUACAGAGUGGCAGAAGGAUGGGAGCCCUUGUGCCGGUUUCUUGGGAAGGAAAUUCCUGGUGAGGCGUUCCCCGAAAAGAUGAGUGGGCAGAGUAUAAAGCUAGGACGAAGAAGGCCUAGAAAGUAA
Penicillium malachiteum is the source of this 690-nucleotide messenger RNA. Its product is annotated as sulfotransferase family protein. Bases 1 to 690 code for a protein of 229 amino acids. NCBI's taxonomy places the organism in Eukaryota, Fungi, Ascomycota, Eurotiomycetes, Eurotiales, Aspergillaceae. The record is from RefSeq and is a predicted model, not a curated record. The transcript is spliced from 3 exons.